AUGUCUUCCUCCUCCCCCGAAGCAGAAAAGAAGCGCAAGCGUACCAUAACCGCCUCAGAAGACGAACUCGAAAUUGACGUCAAUCUCCCCGAACCACCGUCCAAAAAAGCCAAGCGAGCAGAAAAGAAGAAAGGGAAAAGUAACAAAUCCAAGACCAAGACUACGAAACCCAGCACCACUACCACCAACAACAACCAUGUCGCCACUUCCACAAACGACAACGCCGACCUCGAGGACGAAACCCCAGCACCACCUCCCGCCAACAAUGCCACAGGAAGAAGCGACUUCGGCAUCUGGAUCGGCAACCUCCCCUUCACCACCACCAAAGACUCCCUCCGCGACUUCUUCAAGACUGAGGGCAAGAUCGCCGGCGAAGAUGUAGUGCGCCUGCACAUGCCCGUCCCAAGCGAUAAGCGGGAUAAGGCGACAAAUAAGGGUUUCGCUUAUGUGGAUUUCUCCUCACAGGAGGUGUUGGAGAAGGCGAUGGCGUUGACGGAGUACAUGCUGCAGGGGAGGAGGGUGUUGAUUAAGAAUGCCAAGUCCUUCGAAGGACGGCCGGCUAAGGUGGCGGCUGGGGUGGAUGGUAAUGUUGGGAACGGGGUUGCUGGUGCGCAGGAGGGCGAGGAUGCAGCGAAGCCCAAGGAGCCGGCACGGAGGGUGUUCGUGGGGAACCUAGGUUUCGAUGUUACGAAGGAGGAUUUGGCAGAGCAUUUCGGUCUGGCGGGCGAGGUCGAGGAUAUUCAUAUGGCGACUUUUGAGGAUAGUGGCAAGUGUAAAGGGUUUGCUUGGGUGAGGUUCGUGGAGGCUAAGAGCGCGAGGGCGGUGGUGAGGGGGUUUGUGUACGUUAAAGCGGAGAGCGAGGAGGAUGAGAGUGAGGAGGAGGAGGAGGAGGAGGAUGGGGGUGCGGAGGAGGUUGAGGAGGAGGCAGGACAGGAUGAUGGCGAGGGUAAUGCGGUUGACAGGAAGAAGAAGAAGAAGAAGAAGAAUGGCAAGAAAAGUGGUAGUAGCAGCAGCCGGCGCAACAAAAAACAUCUCAACCGCCUCCACGGUCGCGACCUCCGCUGCGAAAUCGCCGAGGACUCCCAAACCCGAUAUAAAAAGCGUUUCGGCAAGAAAGACGAUCUUGCCAACGCCGAGCAGAACGGCAGCGAUCGCGCGCGUCCAGCUCGCUCGUUCGAUCGGCCGGCCUAUCGCAGCGCAGAUGGUGCUGCUACUGCCCCGUCUCAACGACAGCAAAGACCGGAUAAAGACCAACGACGUGAUGAUAGGAGAAAACGACAUGAUGCGCGGACUGUGGCGCCGGGGAAGGCGUUGGCGGAUGCGCCGAGGGCUACGGGGGCGAUUGUGGAGGGGAAGGGGAGGAGGGUUGCUCUUGAUUGA
This is a messenger RNA of Recurvomyces mirabilis, 1380 nucleotides long. It is a transcript of the gene NOP13, whose product is annotated as Nucleolar protein 13. Gene Ontology annotation, molecular function: mRNA binding. The record is from RefSeq and is a predicted model, not a curated record. NCBI's taxonomy places the organism in Eukaryota, Fungi, Ascomycota, Dothideomycetes, Mycosphaerellales, Teratosphaeriaceae. Bases 1 to 1380 code for a protein of 459 amino acids. The transcript has a single exon.